AUGAUGCUCUUAUUCAAGGUAAGCAUUGGGACCUUAUGGACGCAACAACUUCACUACAAACAAUUAGACGUGAUUCACCUACAAUUCGAGUACUUUGGCGAGCUGCUGCAGCAAACAUUGUCAGGACUCACUUAUUUGAAGCAAUACUUUCCCAGUCCCUCAUUUGAUGAGGCAUACAAUCGUUUCUGCAGUAUGGCACAUUACUUCCUUUACUAUUCGGUAAUUGUUAGUCGGCAACCGCCGUCUGUGGUCGUCAAAUGCGGCGAAGCGGAAAAUCAUCGGCGGAGUCGAUUUUGGUUCAACACCGAAAUAAGGGUACUCGGCGGCCAGGCUUUUGGUGUGGAAGCAGUUGGUGAAGGAGCCGAAGUGAAAUGCUACCUGAUCACGGACGACACAGCGAAACAACUGCUGAACAACGCUUAUUUGGAAAUAUUCGAGUCUGAAGAAUUUUGCAUUGAACCACCAUCGGCGGCAUUUCAAAAGAAGGAUACUCGAGGAUUGAGAGCGAAAUUCGAUGACAUGGUAAGUAUUUUCCCUAGUAACCUAUCUCACUAA
Messenger RNA from Cooperia oncophora, 555 nucleotides. The record is from the annotation of a GenBank genome assembly. Lineage: Eukaryota; Metazoa; Nematoda; Chromadorea; Rhabditida; Trichostrongylidae.